GUUCUUUGUCAUCAGCAACUGGGACACACGCGGCGUGAAGAACAUGCAGGGGCUGUUUAUGGGUUGCGAAAGUUUCAACGAGCCGCUCCAUCUCUGGGAUGUGGGGCAAGUGACCGACAUGAGCAAAAUGUUCGCCGGCGCUGGGAACUUUGAUCAACCGAUCGGGCAAUGGGACGUGAGCCGCGUCACUGACAUGAGCCACAUGUUCUUCGCCGCAGGAGAUUUCAACGCGCCCAUCAGCCGGUGGGACACUUCGCGCGUCACGAAUAUGGCGCACAUGUUUAUGCGCACGGACAAGUUCGACCAGGAACUUCAUUGGGAUGUGAGCAGCGUCACCGACAUGACCGGAAUGUUCAAAGCGGCAAAACAUUACAACUACCCGCUGCAUUUUUGGAAUGUGGUCCGCGUAACAAGCAUGGCGCUCAUGUUUGCCUGGACGGGACAUUUCAAUCAGCCCCUGAACAAGUGGAGCAUCGGUAGUGUGAGGAAUAUGAGGGGCAUGUUUUACGAUUCCCAGAAAUUCAACCAGGAUCUGUCGGCCUGGGGCAGCUUGACUCUCCAUGGCGCCGGCGGCGUGGAAGCAGAUGGCAUUCUUUCGGCGGCACGGGUGUUUCGUCGCCCAGAAAACCUGCGUCCCGAACAGUUGGCAAAGCUACAACAAGAAGAGGCGACCCACAAUGGCAGAAGUUACGACGCAAGACGUGAACAAUAUUGGCAGGAUGGAUUCAUUGACUUGGCGGUAAUCACAAGAGAGAAGGACAAAAUGGUUAAGCAGUUCCUCUUAAAGUUUGGAGCACCCACUUCUGAAAGACUUGGCGUUCCGACACUGUGGACAAUGGUGGAGAACCUACUCGCAUC
Messenger RNA from Amoebophrya sp. A120, 858 nucleotides. The record is from the annotation of a GenBank genome assembly. Lineage: Eukaryota; Dinophyceae; Syndiniales; Amoebophryaceae.